GUCACUCGGCGGCGGCGGUCGUUCCGGGAGCACUCCGGGCUCCGAUCUCCGGUGUCACAGCAAAGAUCCGCGUCUUUCCGAUGAAUCCAGCCAAUGCCAUCCAGUACACACGCGCAGGACCGGAGGGGCCGGGCCGUGGGAGGAGGCUCUGCGCCGCGGCUGCCCGGGUUCCCCUGCGCUCUGCCCUCGGCCGGGUCGGGUCUCCGCGGGUGCGCGCAGAGGAUCUGGCUCUCGCCGGCGCCUGCCGCCCUUAUAUUCAGCCGGCCGCCCGCAUGGCUAAUGAGAUGCAAAUCAGCAGCCCCCCAAUCUGGCGAGAGCUGUCACAAAGGAGCCACUUUUCCAAACCCUCCUCUCAAUGGAUCGCCAAAUGAUCCUUUCCCGGAGUUCAGUUAUGGGUGUGAGAGGUUUGCAAGGAUUUGUGGGAAGUACCUGCCCACAUAUAUGUACAGUAGUAAAUUUCAAAGAACUGGCAGAGCACCACCGAAGCAAGUAUCCUGGAUGUACCCCUACCAUUGUGGUUGAUGCCAUGUGUUGUCUCAGAUAUUGGUAUACUCCAGAAUCUUGGAUCUGCGGUGGCCAGUGGCGAGAAUACUUUUCUGCUUUGCGAGAUUUUGUUAAAACUUUUACGGCAGCUGGGAUCAAGUUGAUAUUCUUCUUUGAUGGCAUGGUGGAGCAGGAUAAGAGAGAUGAAUGGGUGAAACGAAGGCUCAAGAACAACAGGGAGAUAUCCAGGAUUUUUCAUUACAUCAAGUCACACAAGGAGCAGCCAGGCAGAAAUAUGUUCUUCAUCCCCUCAGGGCUAGCUGUGUUUACACGAUUUGCUCUAAAGACACUGGGCCAGGAAACUUUGUGUUCUUUGCAGGAAGCAGAUUAUGAGGUAGCUUCCUAUGGCCUCCAGCAUAACUGUCUUGGGAUUCUGGGGGAAGACACUGAUUACCUAAUCUAUGACACUUGUCCCUACUUUUCAAUUAGCGAGCUCUGCCUAGAGAGCCUGGACACCGUCAUGCUCUGCAGAGAGAAGCUCUGUGAGAGUCUGGGCCUCUGUGUGGCCGACCUUCCUCUUCUGGCCUGCCUCCUUGGCAACGACAUAAUCCCAGAGGGCAUGUUUGAAAGCUUUAGGUACAAAUGCUUAUCGUCCUACACCUCUGUAAAAGAGAACUUUGACAAAAAAGGUAACAUCAUAUUAGCUGUGUCAGACCAUAUAUCGAAAGUUCUUUACUUGUAUCAAGGUGAGAAAAAAUUAGAAGAGAUAUUACCUCUGGGACCAAACAAAGCUCUUUUUUAUAAAGGAAUGGCAUCAUAUCUUUUACCAGGACAAAAAUCUCCAUGGUUUUUCCAAAAACCCAAAGGUGUAAUAACUUUGGACAAACAAGUAAUAUCCACGAGUUCAGACGCCGAAUCCAGGGAAGAAGUUCCCAUGUGUUCAGAUGCUGAAUCCAGGCAAGAAGUUCCCAUGUGUACAGGCCCUGAAUCCAGGCGAGAAGUUCCCGUGUAUACAGAUUCUGAACCCAGGCAAGAAGUUCCCAUGUGUUCAGACCCUGAACCCAGGCAAGAAGUUCCCACGUGUACAGGCCCUGAAUCCAGGCGAGAAGUUCCCAUGUGUUCAGACCCUGAACCCAGGCAAGAAGUUCCCAUGUGUACAGGCCCUGAAGCCAGGCAAGAAGUUCCCAUGUAUACAGACUCUGAACCCAGGCAAGAAGUUCCCAUGUAUACAGACUCUGAACCCAGGCAAGAAGUUCCCAUGUAUACAGGCUCUGAACCCAGGCAAGAAGUUCCCAUGUAUACAGGCCCUGAAUCCAGGCAAGAAGUUCCCAUGUAUACAGGCCCUGAAUCCAGGCAAGAAGUUUUAAUACGGACAGACCCUGAAUCUAGGCAAGAAAUUAUGUGUACAGGCCAUGAAUCCAAACAGGAAGUUCCCAUAUGUACAGAUCCUAUAUCCAAGCAAGAAGACUCCAUGUGUACACACGCUGAAAUCAAUCAAAAAUUACCUGUAGCAACAGAUUUUGAAUUUAAGCUAGAAGCUCUCAUGUGUACAAACCCUGAAAUUAAACAAGAAGACCCCACAAAUGUGGGGCCUGAAGUAAAGCAACAAGUAACCAUGGUUUCAGACACUGAAAUCUUAAAGGUUGCUAGAACACAUCACGUCCAAGCAGAAAGCUACCUGGUGUACAACAUCAUGAGCAGUGGAGAGAUUGAAUGCAGCAACACCCUAGAAGAUGAGCUUGACCAGGCCUUACCCAGCCAGGCCUUCAUUUACCGUCCCAUUCGACAGCGGGUCUACUCACUCUUACUGGAGGACUGUCAAGAUGUCACCAGCACCUGCCUAGCUGUCAAGGAGUGGUUUGUGUAUCCUGGGAACCCACUGAGGCACCCGGACCUCGUCAGGCCGCUGCAGAUGACCAUUCCAGGGGGAACGCCUAGUUUGAAAAUAUUAUGGCUGAACCAAGAGCCAGAAAUACAGGUUCGGCGCUUGGACACACUCCUAGCCUGUUUCAAUCUUUCCUCCUCAAGAGAAGAGCUGCAGGCUGUCGAAAGCCCAUUUCAAGCUUUGUGCUGCCUCUUGAUCUACCUCUUUGUCCAGGUGGACACGCUUUGCCUGGAGGAUUUGCAUGCGUUUAUUGCGCAGGCCUUGUGCCUCCAAGGAAAAUCCACCUCGCAGCUUGUAAAUCUACAGCCUGAUUACAUCAACCCCAGAGCCGUGCAGCUGGGCUCCCUUCUCGUCCGCGGCCUCACCACUCUGGUUUUAGUCAACAGCGCAUGUGGCUUCCCCUGGAAGACGAGUGAUUUCAUGCCCUGGAAUGUAUUUGACGGGAAGCUUUUUCAUCAGAAGUACUUGCAAUCUGAAAAGGGUUAUGCUGUGGAGGUUCUUUUAGAACAAAAUAGAUCUCGGCUCACCAAAUUCCACAACCUGAAGGCAGUCGUCUGCAAGGCCUGCAUGAAGGAGAACAGACGCAUCACUGGCCGAGCCCACUGGGGCUCACACCACGCAGGGAGGUGGGGAAGACAGGGCUCCAGCUACCACAGGACGGGCUCUGGGUAUAGCCGUUCCAGUCAGGGACAGCCGUGGAGAGACCAGGGACCAGGAAGCAGACAGUAUGAGCAUGACCAGUGGAGAAGGUACUAGUCAACCUCCAGAAAGAGUAUGGAGAGAAAAAGAGGCACACCUGGACGCAGAGCCCUGCCAGCGCCCUCCUCUGCUGUUGCAGCUGCAAGGAGACCAUGCCUGUGGGAGCCAGGCCUCGCUUGCAUGAAGAAGGAACGAUGCCUUUUUCAAUGGUGUCUCCCUCCCAUUGUGCAGAAGAGCUUUUGUUGGCUUCUCUCCCGAGCUUGUGCCUGAUUCUGUGGCCCAAAACAAUCAUUGUUAACAUCUUCAUGUGUUUCAUUCUGAUCUUUCAUUCAUAUAUAUGAUGCCUAGCUAAUUUCAUUUUAAAAUAAAUGGGAAUCUGUUGUAUUCUGAUUUUUUAUUAGCAACACUAGAUUAUGAGGGGUUAUCUCCUGUUAUUAAAAAGUCAGAAAACACUAUACAGUAGUCCUCCCUUAUCUGCGGGGGAGACAUCCCAAGACCCUCAGUGGAUGCCUGAGACUGGAUAGUAUGGAAUCCUACAUAUCUAUACCUUGGCUUUUUCCUCUACGUACAUACCAUGAUAAAGCUUAACAAAGAACAGUGAGAGAUUAACAGCAACCAAUAACUAAUAAAAGCUAUGUGAAUGUGGUCUCUGUCAAAAUAUCGUGCUGUAAUCACCCUUCUUGCUAUCUGAAAACCAAGAAGACCACUAAGUGACUAAUGGUCAGAGAAGCUGGAUGAGGGGCUGAUUCAUGUCCUGGGCAUGACAGAGCGGGAGGCACAAGGUUUCAUCACACUAUUCACAAUGGCGAGCAAGUUAAAACGGAUUUCCCAUUUAAUUUAAUUUUCAGACUUCAGUUGACCAUGAGUAACCGAAACCACAGAAAGUGAAGCUGGGGAUAUUUCAGAAAUUCUUUUCUAAUCAGAAAUUCUAAUCAAACAUAAGUUUCCAACUAUGUGUUCUCUUGGUCCUCAGAAGUGUUUGAAUAGAAAAGUAACAACUAACUUCCCAUCUUUCUGGUGGAAGAGUUAAUUCUGCCUGGAGGGUUCUGCCUGGGAGACAUGACAGCAUGUGUGUGACUCCUGUGUCUGUUUCUGUGGGGUCAUCCCUUUCGUUUCAUUUUGCCAGGGCCUGGCUCAGGAUUUUUUAUGGCAGUGCCUGUGAAGACAAGCCUGGCCCUCCAUCCAGUCACACAGGAAAUCCACAGAGAGCAUGCUGAGAGCAGCCAGCGGCUGGGCUGCCAUCAGGCCUGGUUUAUGAUGCCACAAGUGAAUGGCACGUUUGUUCCUCUUUAUCUCUGAGCAUUGAAGGACUUUUGGUUAAAAAAAAAAAUUAAGUUCAGAGUAAUCCUUUUCAUGGAAGAAUCUUCAGGUCACCAAAGAAUUGAAAUUUUAAGCCCCAGAUUGUACUGAGCUGUACCUGUGGGAAAAGGAAUGGCCAGGGUAUUGAUGAUGGAAAAGAUUCAAAUGAGGAGUUAGAAGGCAAGCCCUCUGUGGGCAGCCGUCUUCCAGAAACCUCGAACUUAUGUCUGUCUCCACCUGAGAAAGGAGAAGAAAAGCUGGUGGUGACCCCUGCUCCUGCUGGGCCAUGCCAUGGCUCUGAAGAUGCCCCGUGUUCUUAGGAGGUGCUCACCCCUGGCACCUAAAGACAUUUCCUUCUGGUUGUUGCUCUUUAAAAACAAAAUAAGCCCCUGAACGUGCUUGCAGGCCAGUUUGUGUGCCUGCACUUGACGAAUUACCUUGACCAACGGGCCAAAGGCACAGAGCUCCAAGGCAUCAUCUUUCCUUAAAAUCCUGAGUGUUUAUUAAAAAGGGACAUGGUCUCUAGGUAUCUUAUUACAUUUGUAUUUCUUACAUUUGAAAUAUCCUAACCGCUCCCUUCGGUUUCUUCUUAAGAACAUUUACAUCUAAUUAUUUUUCGUGCAAGUCUUGUAGGACCCACAUGUUUUCCUAGCUUUGGAAAUCGAUUUUUUUCAUUCCUCUUAUGAGGAUUUCCCUAUGUCAGUAAACAUUAACUUUCUAUUUCUUCCAUUUUUGCUCAUUUGAAACCCCUGCUGCUUCUAGAUCUAUUUCUUUGCACUUGUAUAACUUUGAAAUAAAUUCCUCAUCCCUUAGACUAAGAGAGUGGGUGUCUGUGAAAAUUGUUUUCUCCUUCAUAAUACCUAAAUUCUAGUUUGUCAGUAAAAUAUUUGUGUUUGGUUAACAAGCUCUUAUUUAAGCCAUUGAGUUAGUAUAAUCUUUAUUACCUUUGAAAAACCAGAGAGCUGAAUUUUUUGUCAUUCUAAGUUGUAAGUAACACUGCAGUCAAGUCUUCUGAUGAAAUUUCCAUAUAUCAAAUUGAAAAUAAAGCAAAAUAUAUUUAUUACUCAUAACUAA
This is a messenger RNA of Homo sapiens (human), 5440 nucleotides long. RefSeq names its product family with sequence similarity 120 member B (gene FAM120B). The record is from RefSeq and is marked validated. Lineage: Eukaryota; Metazoa; Chordata; Mammalia; Primates; Hominidae. Bases 356 to 3124 code for a protein of 922 amino acids. Gene Ontology annotation, cellular component: nucleus. The transcript is spliced from 11 exons.